AUGCUAAGACUUUCUUCAAGACUAUCCACCACCACUCAAGUCUCACCUCGUCUAUUUUUAAGAUUAAACUCCACCACCGCCACAUCUUUCAAGAUCCCAACUACUCAAAAAGCUGUGGUCUUUUAUGAAAAUGGUGGUCCAUUAAAAUAUACAACUAUCCCAGUCCCAAAACCAAAACCAAAUGAAAUUUUAAUUAAUGUCAAAUAUUCAGGUGUUUGUCAUACUGAUUUACACGCUUGGAAAGGUGAUUGGCCAUUGGCUGUCAAAUUACCUUUAGUUGGUGGUCAUGAAGGUGCUGGUGUUGUUGUAGCUAAAGGUUCUGAAGUGAAAAAUUUCGAAAUCGGUGAUUAUGCAGGUAUUAAAUGGCUAAAUGGUUCUUGUAUGUCUUGUGAAUUAUGUGAAAAGGGAUUUGAAUCCAAUUGUGAACAAGCUGAUUUAUCAGGUUAUACUCAUGAUGGUUCUUUCCAACAAUACGCUACAGCUGAUGCUGUUCAAGCUGCUCAUAUCCCUAAAAACGUCGAUUUAGCAGAAGUUGCACCAAUCUUAUGUGCUGGUGUUACUGUUUAUAAAGCUUUAAAAACUGCUGAUGUUAAACCAGGUCAAUGGGUAGCCAUUUCAGGUGCCUGUGGUGGUUUAGGUUCCUUAGCAGUCCAAUAUGCAAAGGCAAUGGGUCUUAGAGUCGUUGGUAUCGAUGGUGGUGAUGAAAAGAAAAAACUAUUCCACAGUUUAGGUGGUGACAUCUUUGUUGAUUUCACAAAGACUCAUUCCAUUGUUAAAGAUAUUCAAGACGUCACAAACGGUGGUCCACAUGGUGUCAUUAACGUCUCUGUCUCAGAAUUGGCUACUUCCAUGUCUACAGAAUACGUCAGACCUGCAGGUACCGUUGUCUUAGUUGGGUUACCAGCCAACUCUUAUGUUAAAUCAGAAGUCUUUUCUCACGUUGUUAAAUCUAUUAACAUUAAAGGUUCUUAUGUUGGUAACAGAGCCGACACAAGAGAAGCUCUAGAUUUCUUCCAAAGAGGUUUAGUCAAAUCACCAAUCAAAAUCGUUGGUUUAAGUGAAUUGCCAAUGGUUUACGAAUUGAUGGCUCAAAAUAAAAUCUUGGGUAGAUAUGUCUUGGACACUUCAAAAUAA
This is a messenger RNA of Henningerozyma blattae CBS 6284, 1134 nucleotides long. It is a transcript of the gene ADH3, whose product is annotated as alcohol dehydrogenase ADH3. Bases 1 to 1134 code for a protein of 377 amino acids. The transcript has a single exon. Lineage: Eukaryota; Fungi; Ascomycota; Saccharomycetes; Saccharomycetales; Saccharomycetaceae. The record is from RefSeq and is a predicted model, not a curated record. Gene Ontology annotation, molecular function: zinc ion binding; oxidoreductase activity.